This is a messenger RNA of Seriola aureovittata, 711 nucleotides long. RefSeq names its product aftiphilin b (gene aftphb). NCBI's taxonomy places the organism in Eukaryota, Metazoa, Chordata, Actinopteri, Carangiformes, Carangidae. The transcript is spliced from 3 exons. The coding region runs from base 142 to 372 and encodes 76 amino acids. The record is from RefSeq and is a predicted model, not a curated record.
UCUCCCCUUGCUAGCACAGGUUGCUCUGCUCUCAACCUGGAUUAUUUUGGUCCUGAGGAGGAGAGCAGAUCCAGCAGCAGCAGCAGCAGCUGUAGCAACAGUCCUCCACCAGGAGUUGACCGUGAGCUGUAUGAGUUGACCAUGAGCAAACUGGAAACUAGCAGUAACAGCUGCCACCUAGAGGAUACUUUGAAUCGCCUGAUGUCCGCUGCAGAGAAGACAAUCAGGAAACCCAGACAGCGUGAAGAGCUGAGUGUGGAGGCUGGCAGGGUGAUCGCCGGACUUCCUAACCUGUCCUUCAUGAAGGCCAAGGUCCUCAUGUUCCCAAGCAUCCUCAUACCCAAAGAAAGCAGUUCCUCAGACUUAAUGUGAUGUCCUCUCAACACACAUUCAUGCUCUACAUAUGCAGGAUUGAAAUACUCCAUAGAGAUUGAUCUUCCUGUUUUGGUCAAAAUACUCCACCUGCUGGCUAUCUUCAGUCUUAUCCCCAAAAAUUGAGCUCUUAGUCAGAAAAGAGGCAGAAUAACCUCAUGUAUAUUAUCUCAUGCAUUCAUUUCAAUUUACUUUAAUCUGCAAGUAUUACUCUUCUUAAAGUCAACACACACACGCUGAUUCACUCUAGAGAUUAUUUCAGCAAAAAUUAAUUUAAAUUGUUUAUUAUGGAUUAUUUAUGUAUUUAUUUUAUAUGAUAGAAUUAUUAUAAUAUUCUUG